Molecule: messenger RNA, 1101 nt
Organism: Penicillium canariense
Lineage: Eukaryota; Fungi; Ascomycota; Eurotiomycetes; Eurotiales; Aspergillaceae
Product: transcription factor domain-containing protein
Exons: 1
Coding region: 1-1101 (366 amino acids)
Biological process (GO): positive regulation of transcription by RNA polymerase II
Cellular component (GO): nucleus
Molecular function (GO): DNA-binding transcription factor activity; transcription cis-regulatory region binding
Source: RefSeq, a predicted model, not a curated record
AUGCUGUUCCCAGCAGCCCGGGAUUCCUUCCUUCAGAGGAUUAUCAGUGCUGCCAUGGAGACACCCCAUCUUCUCUACGCACUCUUGGCAAGUUCCUGCAGUCACCACAGUCGGCUCGUCCAAGACUCGAGCCCGAGACGAAAGAUGACCUGCUUGAAAUAUACGAAUUGGGCCAUAGCCGGCCUCAGAACAGCCCUCUAUGACCCUAAUCAGAUGAUCCAACCGACGACUAUCAUAACCGCCAUGGUGCUAUGCACCAACGAUGUCUGUAAUGGAAACAUGACCAUAUGGCGGACCCAUCUCCGUGGAGUCUUGCGAAUCCUGACUGCCCUUCUGGAACAACAAAGGGCAUCAUUCAAUAUGAACGAUCCGUUCAUUCAAUGCUUAGUCAAAUGGUUUAAGACCAUGGAUAUCCUGGCAGCCUUAUCAGGAGUCCAUGGAGAAUGCAUCCACGACCCUGGGAAUGGUCCGUUGGAUAGCCUCUCAGACCACACAACCUGGUCUGUGGAUGACAUAAGUGGCUAUUCGUUGGAUCUUGUUCCUAUCCUGGCACAAAUCGCACAACUAGUGUGCCAUAAAGACCUUCGUGCACCGGCCGAAAUUGGUAUGGACGAUACACCAAGCCCGGAGACAAUGAUGCAGGCGGAGAUCCUCGAAACCAAACUACACUCUCUGGUUGACCGACCUGUCUGCGAGGACGUACUGUCUUCUGGUGGUAGUCUUGCCUGGGAGCUGCAGAGUACCCACCUUGCGUUUGUGCACUCUGCGCUACUUCAUCUCCACCGCCGCGUGCAGAGCUUUCCUAUGCGCCACGUCAAAGUCAGAGCCGACAUUGAAAAUAUCCUCGAUGCCGUGAGCCAAAUCGAACCUCAUUCCCUUACGAAUAUCCUCAUUCUCUGGCCAAUAUUCAGUGCUGGCUGUGAGACUGAAAGGCACGAUGAGCGAGAGAUGAUCCAAACGCGCAUGGGUAAUAUGCAGAAGCUGGGCAUGGGGAAUUUCACGAGAGCCAGAGCAGUGUUACGUCAAUUCUGGGCAUCUGGCAGUCCAUUACCUUGGGACCUCUAUCUCGCACGCCUUGGCCUUGAGCUAGUUCUCUUCUAG